Chenopodium quinoa (quinoa) is the source of this 818-nucleotide messenger RNA. RefSeq lists its product as uncharacterized. The record is from RefSeq and is a predicted model, not a curated record. The transcript has 3 exons. Lineage: Eukaryota; Viridiplantae; Streptophyta; Magnoliopsida; Caryophyllales; Amaranthaceae. Bases 211 to 783 code for a protein of 190 amino acids.
UUAGGAUUCUCGAGCCGGGCUGAUGCAGCAGGUAUCACUGGAUGUCUGACGUUGUUACAGACCUGGAUAUACGAGUAUUUUCCUGCGUUUCGACCACACCGCGACCCGGUUCCCAUUGGUGAUGGCCAGCCACGUGCCUGUGCGUGGAGUCCGCGUGUCGAGAAGAAGUCCGUUGACCGCCUGCGCUCCAUACGGUUAUCGCUUGACAGGAUGUCCCCCUUAGAGGUGAACUGGAUGCCUUUCGGCCAGAACCCUAGUAAUAGGGUACCCAGGACCCUCUACACUGGACUGAUUCAGUAUCGCGAGAUCGUAGAGGCGUACAUGCCGCAGCGCUGUCUUCGCCAGCUUGGAUUUGUCCAAGUUGUCCCACCUCCACCGGCAUGGCCCAGUAAGGCGGUACGAUCUGCGUCGUCGAAGGAGUACGUCGUCCAAUGGCCGUCAAACAUGAUAUUCAUGUGGGAGCAGUUUCCGAUGGUUGCCCGCCUAUGGACGGCGGAGCUGCAGCGGCCGCCAAGUGGGGUGACUGCCAUGUGUGACCAGCACUACAUGGAAUGGUACAUCCGGCACUCGCACCCGAGGUUGAUCAAAGACAUCGACGACGCAGAUGAUGACGAUGUGCCACCUGCCACUGCCUCUUAUGCGUGGAUGGGCAAGAUUAUGCAGUUGGGACACCGACUUUUUGAGGAAAGGGACUGCAUGACGAGUGCAUCAGGCAGAGCUGUUAUUGACGAUCUGGAACGGACCCUUGAGCAGUGGCAGUGGGCGUCACAGAGGGAUUACUGAUAUUUGAAAUUAGACAUAGUAUUGACAAUACAAGG